Athalia rosae (coleseed sawfly) is the source of this 2828-nucleotide messenger RNA. RefSeq names its product synaptogyrin (gene Syngr). Gene Ontology annotation, cellular component: neuromuscular junction; synaptic vesicle membrane. The transcript is spliced from 4 exons. The record is from RefSeq and is a predicted model, not a curated record. Lineage: Eukaryota; Metazoa; Arthropoda; Insecta; Hymenoptera; Athaliidae. Bases 145 to 825 code for a protein of 226 amino acids.
AAUUGAGAAGCUGGUGAUUGGUAGCGCCCCUGGUGGUUUUUAUCUGGAAUUCUGUUUCUUUGGUCGUCGAGUUAACCGUCUACCAGGCCCGAUGGAUUCGGCGCUUUGAAUUUUCAGCCCAUUCUGUGCCUCAGUCGUGAAAAGAUGGACGGUGGCGGAGCUUAUGGUGGUGGUAAGGCCGGAGCUCCUUUUGACCCGAUUGCAUUUGUGCAAAGGCCUCAGGUCAUCCUAAGAGCACUAUGUCUGCUGUUUGCGAUAAUAGUAUUUGGGUGCAUAAGCAGCAAAGGUUACAUUACGGCGAGUGAUGGAAAAGAAGUCUGCCUUUACAAUGGAGACACAAACGCCUGCAAUUAUGGCGUUGGGAUUGGAGUUCUGGCAUUCUUGGGAAGUAUCGGAUUUCUUGCUGGAGAAUACUUGUUUGAACAGAUGUCAUCUGUCAAGACACGCAAGCAUUACGUUCUCUUAGAUCUUGGUAUUUCUGGACUCUGGGCUUUUCUAUAUUUCGUUGGAUUUUGUUACCUGGCCAAUGCCUGGGGCAGUUCAGAAACUCCUGAGAAGGGAUAUGGCGUAAACAAUGUUCAAGCCGCCAUUGCAUUCUGCUUCUUCUCAAUAUUUACAUGGGGUGGAUGUGCCUGGUUCGCGUUUCAAAGAUUCAAGCAGGGAACCGACGCAGCUUUUGCCCCAAGUUAUGAAGCGGAUCCAGUCGGUGGAGCGGGCUAUACGAGUUAUCCUGAUGCUACCGACGCAGCUUAUCAAGAACCACCAUUCAAUCAACAACAACAGCAGCAACGAGGUAUGGGAGACUUCCAGGCACCUGCAUAUUAAAGUUAUAUUACAAACUUUGAGAGUUGGCUAUUAAACAUGAAAGUCACUCGUGAAAUCUUAUAAUCUCUUCGCCGAUUGUAAUUUUUCCGUUCAUAUCUCUCUGAAUUCAUCAUAAAGAUCGUUGGGAUAUGAAUAAUGGUUCUGAUAUAAUGGAAAAAGAAAUUCUAUCGCGUAAUGUUGCUCUAUAAUUGUUCACGUUUUUUCAUAAUUUGGUAAUAUUAACAAAUUCUAUAAACCUCAAAGUGGACAUAAUGCGCAAUUAAAUUAACAAUUGCUAUUUUCGAUUAUCAUUGUAUGUUAAAAUGAACGAUACAUUGGUACUUGAUGCUGUGUGCCUCUUCUGGAAAGAAAAAGUUAGUAAUUUCCUGUAAUGAAAAGAUUUACUUGGAAUGACGUAAACCACGCGUGAUGUCGCGAUCCCUCUCGAACGAAGGCACGACAAUGCUUUUUCUUAAUAGCCUGCUCUGCUGAAGUGUAAGUAUAAUAGGAUAAGUUUUCAAAGAGGGGGGUGGGAAGGGUUAUUUGUUGAUAUGUGGUUCAUUGUUGACCACUUGUACUUAAUUUAUCCUGCGCUAACCAAUAUAAAGAAAUAUUUAAUAUAUAUAUUAAGCCAAUCAUAAGGGCUAAGCGAUACGACCAUUUCUCGACUACAACAAUAACUAAAUAAACAUUAACGAAGGUAAAUGAUAUGUAACGAUUAAAUUAGUACAUACCGGCUAUAUACCACAAUAUAUUUUAAUGUUGUGAAGUGUUCAUAGUAACCACAACUUGCAUUAUUAUGUAUAUUGUAAGAAAACUAGCGUCAAGGUGAAGUAACAUUAGAUUUUUGCUUCAAUAAUAUAAAAUAUUAUGUGUCACGAUUUGAGAAUAUUUCAUUUAUGCGGAAUUUAUCGUCGUAUGCACUGAGCUUGAGGCUUCAGAGCUCUGCUAUUCCAUGACCUUUGCACCAAAUUUGGAUUAAUUUUUAACCGUCUCUUCCAAGACUUCGUUUCUCACUGCUCUACAGCCAUUACUCAUGAAGUCAAUGAUGAAUCUCAUACAGAUUGAUAAAUAAUCUAUUAGCGUUUAAUAAUAUUUUGAAACGACGAUAUUAUCCUCAUUUUUGGUGUACCACUCUCAAAUCUGUUGAUAUUCGAGAACAUCACAUAGCUUUAAAUUCCUUGGCUAAUCGAGUCGAUAGAUUUUAUUUAGAUGGAAAUGAUUUAAUUGAUAACCAUAUAUUUCCAAGCAUAGCAAAAUGUGAAAAACUGUAGAAUAACAGAUAUAAUAUUGAAACUAAGUAUAGAACGUGUAUUAAAAUUAGUAUGAUUAACAAUUAUUAUUAGUAAUAAUCGUCUUACAUUUGACGUAGUGUGUUGGGGGUGCUCGUGGGCAGUCAGUGUUUAGAUGCAGCUCUAGUCAGACACGUUUUAUUCAGACCAAAAUCAAAUUCCUUUAAUUUCAGUCAGAAAUUUACUUGCAUCAUAUUGUAGCCAGAGUGUUUGUUGAAACGAAAUGAAAUAAUGUCAAGAUGGUUUCUCAAGAUGUGAUAAAUAAUGAGAGAUGAAACAAUAGACUUUCAAGCAGCUGUUGGUCUAUAAAUCAUAUCUAAUUUGUUGUUGAUAUUAUAAAAUACUGAUAAACACAGUAAGAGUCUAGGAGUUCUUGUUAAUUCAAAUAUGUAUUACUUAACUUUUUUUGGUACCAUUCAACGUACAGCAAGCAUAGCAUUUAUAUUGUUUUAUAUAGUAUCUCAUUUCUAAAUCAUAAGUAUAUGGUUAAAUCUAAUUAGGGAAGCACGCGACCUGCCAAAUUAUUACCAAGUACAUGAAGCAAUACCAAUGCGUGCACCUCACACAGUUUGUACAGAAAAAAAGCUGAAUGUAUUCACUCUUUAAUUCAUUAUUUCAUUAAUAUACCCAACUAUGUUUAGUUACGAAAUUAUGAUAUUGUGUACGUAUUGUGUAUGGAGACAACCCAUAUUAUUCCAAAAUGCAAAUAAAUGUUACCAUCUAUUGUGUUAA